This is a messenger RNA of Austrofundulus limnaeus, 2749 nucleotides long. It is a transcript of the gene rsbn1, whose product is annotated as round spermatid basic protein 1. The record is from RefSeq and is a predicted model, not a curated record. Lineage: Eukaryota; Metazoa; Chordata; Actinopteri; Cyprinodontiformes; Rivulidae. Gene Ontology annotation, cellular component: nucleus.
ACGUCUCCGAGCUGCAACAGCCGGAGACUUGCGCAUUGUGUCGGGUGCUAUAAACGAGCUGAACGUGCAAAGAUGGCAGCUCAAGGCGACUUGCUCCGUGCGAAAGUGAAAGACGAACUGAUGACAAGGGACGGCUUUGAUAGAUUCAUCAAAGAGAAGAAGAAAAAGAAGAAGAAGGUCGAUCUGCCGCCGCCAGACGAGGGACGGGAGGCGAAGAAAGUGAAGCUCCAUCACCACCACCAUCACCGUCAUCACAUCCACGCUGAGCACCGGAGCCCCCAGCCUCAUCAGCCGCAGCAAAAACCCAAAAGCCAGAACUUCGGCGCGGACAAGCACGUCCUGCACGUCCACCACCACAACCGCCAGCACAGCCACGGGCUCAGCAACGGCACCAAGAAGAGCUCACAGCCCGCUUUGCCCCCACAGCAGCGCACCGGGGCUCCACAGCCACCUGCGCUCUUCGCUUUGACGCCCCUCAAAGUGGCCGAGACAAGGCCGCAGGAAGUCCGAGAGAAGCCCGGAGAGAGGGAGCUGAAACUGAAGCUGAAGAAGGAAAACUCCGAGGCUAAUGUGAAACACCUGGUGCUGAAGAAGAAAAAGGAGUUGAGGCUUCACAAUGAAAAUGGCAAGUCUCUARCGGUGGAGGAAUAUCUCCUAAAAAAGAAAAAGAAGAGAAAGCAUCGUGAGGACGAUCAAGUUGCUAAGAAGGUCCGACACACGCACACCAAAGCAGUUCAGACUGUGUGCAAAGGGCUUGGAGCUGACCUCAGAACGCUUGUUCGCCCUGAUGUGCCUCUGCCUGCAGCUGGAAAACACGACAACAGCCCUCAUCCCAACAGYGAUGCUGUCGACAGCUCCCCUCCCUAUCUCCACGCUCUCAGCAGGGGCUGUGCCUCCUUCUUGUCCCAUCAGGACCACUACAUCCGCAGCUCCUGCCUUCAGACGGGCACCAGGUACGGACGYUUCAUGCACGAGGAGAGGCAACCCAACGGAGGGGGCGCUGUCCUGCACGCCUAUGCUGACGAGUUGGCCUCCCUCAGUCCGGCUGAGAUGGAGUGCUUUGCCCACGAGUUCCUGGAUUUGACCUUCGCUGAGAAGCCCAAAGGCGCAGCGCUCUAUGCCUUGACGGUGGUGCACAGGGCAGCGUCCUACAUGCCCGACUUCCUGGACUACUUUGCCUUCAAUUUCCCCAACACGCCAGUCAAAAUGGAAAUACUGGGCAAGAAAGACAUUGAGACCACCACGAUUGGCAACUUUCAUGUUCAGAUGACCCUGCCAUGGGGAAACCUCUCCAGCCUGAAGCUCGACUGUCGCUCCCAGAGUGACGACGGUCCAAUCAUGUGGGUACGACCCGGGGAACAAAUGGUACCCACUGCCGAUAUGCCCAAGUCUCCGUUCAAACGGCGCAGAUCCAUGAAUGAGAUCAAAAACCUGCACUACCUUCCAAGAGCCAGCGAGCCCAGAGAGGUUCUGUUUGAGGACCGGACUAAGGCUCACGCUGAUCAUGUCGGUCAAAGUUUUGACUGGCAGAGCACAGCUGCUGUGGGUGUUCUGAAGGCAGUGCACUUUGGAGAAGGAGAGACCCGACCUCGAAUAACCAAAGAUGUGGUAUGCUUCGAUGCUGGGGACUUCAAUGAGGUCGUCCAGAGAUUGCAACUAGAUCUGUAUGAGCCCCCGGUUUCUCAGUGUGUUCAGUGGGUGGACGAUGCCAAGCUGAAUCAGCUGAGGAGGGAAGGCAUUCGCUACAUCCAGACGCAGCUCUGUGACGACGACAUCUACUUCAUCCCGAGGAACGUCAUCCACCAGUUCAAGACGGUGUCUGCGGUGUGCAGCCUCGCCUGGCACAUCCGCUUGAAACAGUACCAUUCAGAGGACUUAAAGGAGACGCAGCAUCCCAAAGAUCUCAGCCCCACCUCGGGCCGGGUCUCCCUGGCCUCUCCCGCCCGGCCCGAUUCCACCGCCACCCCCUGUGCAAGGCAGCAGGGAGACGGCAUCCACGGCGGUGUAGCCAAAACGAAAGAGCCCGAGUUCCAGAGACCAGCAACCCCGUCCAAAGAGUCUCAGCCAGCSCCCCCACAGCCCACCAAGUCUGCACACCUCCCACAUCUUUUUGCACCCACUGCCCUCUGUGAGUGCAUACCCUCAGAGGAGCCCUCCCUGCCAAAGCCUCACAGCCACACUCCAGUAAUCCCAAAAUAACCCCCCACCCCAACUGGCAGACCAUCUUUUUGUCCUUUCAGGCAGAAAGCGUGUAAAGGACAAGUCACCAAUCAGGUAGACUUUCAACCUAAAUUAUGCUUUACAAUUUCAGUUUUCUGUAAAGUUAUUGUUCAUUAAGACUGAGUAAUAUAUAUUCUGUACAGGGUGUAGUUAUUUCAGAUUUGUCUCCACCAUCUUAUUUAAAAAUGUGUCAUUUUUAAACCGACACUAAGUUGCCAUACUUGCUGUACAGGUUUGUUUUUAAAUUGAAAAUGUUUCUUUUUAAAAAGAUACACUUUGGGUACAUACUGAGUGAAUCAAAAGCUUGGUUGUUAAGGAUUUUACAUACUAAGAGUUAAAAAUUUUAUUUUAACCCUCAAAAUGAUGGCAUCAAUCCACAAUAAGCACUUAUAACUUUUAACAYCUUCACAUUCAGAAGUAGUUCUUUAUUUGAUCCUUGUUUUUUGUACCAGAACUUGUCUUGUUGAAGUUGUUUUACAAAUUUAAUUUAUUUUAUUUUUUUACGAUUAAAGCUGAAGUACAGGCUCCA